Molecule: messenger RNA, 252 nt
Organism: Knipowitschia caucasica
Lineage: Eukaryota; Metazoa; Chordata; Actinopteri; Gobiiformes; Gobiidae
Source: the annotation of a GenBank genome assembly
AUGGUGGUGGAGCAGAGACGCGGCGUGGUGGGGAUUAGCGGCGCGCUGCAGACUGAAGUAAUUGAGUUGAGUGGUGUUGACACCAGGCGCAGUCACAGUGCCCAUGUUGUGGAACGCGCAGCAAACGGGCACACUAUGGGGCGCGUUGGAUUUGUGUUCGAGCGCAGCCGGGAAACUAAAGAUUGGAGCUGGAAUGAGAAGAGCGGGGGGCUGGUAGUUUGUGUUCAAAGCGUCCCGCUGCAGAAGAUCUGA